Lathyrus sativus (Indian pea) is the source of this 1551-nucleotide messenger RNA. NCBI's taxonomy places the organism in Eukaryota, Viridiplantae, Streptophyta, Magnoliopsida, Fabales, Fabaceae. The record is from the annotation of a GenBank genome assembly.
AUGAGCAACACUGACCCCUACGGUUUACCGGAGGAUCUCCUCCGCCUCAUUUCAUCAAGAACCACCACCACAGAACCACCACCACCACCCUAUAAUAUCUAUCCUUCUUCUUUUCAUCCACCUAAUAAUUAUUCUUAUGACCCUUCUUCUAUCAUGGUUGGUGACGUUUUCUAUCCUCGUAGUGCCUUCACUCACACUCACACUCACACUCACCACUAUGAUUAUUCCUCCUCCACUCUCAACAUUCCUUCAACUAGCUCCACCACUAUUGCUCCUGCAACCGCUAAUUCGGAUCAUGCUACUGCUUCUGCUGCUUUCUUUGGUUGCUUAGAAACUAAUUCUGCUGAUAACAAAGAAUGGCUUGGUAAUUUUGAUUCUUGUAACAAUAGAUGGCCUAGACAAGAAACGCUUUCUCUUCUAGAAAUCAGAUCUCGUCUUGAUUCUAAGUUCAAGGAGAAUAAUCAGAAAGCACCCUUGUGGAAUGAAAUUUCUAGGAUAAUGGCUGAGGAAUUUGGGUACCAAAGAAGUGGAAAGAAAUGCAAGGAGAAGUUUGAGAAUUUGUACAAGUAUUACAAGAAAACAAAGGAAGGUAAGGCGAGUAGACAAGAUGGUAAACACUACAGAUUCUUUAGGCAGCUUGAAGCAAUAUGUGGAGAAUCAAAUACAAACACUCACGCUUCAAUUUCAGACAAAAGCCCUCAUGUUGCUUUUGUUGCUACUCAAACUCCAAGCUUCAUAAUCAACCAAGAGAAUGUUAAUGGUGUUGAUGAUCAUGGUUUGAUCAAUAACCUCAAGUACAAAUCAGAAAGCCUAAUGAGUUUCUCGAAUUCGUCUGAGUUUGAGACAUCCUCGUCGGAAAACUACGACGAGGAUCUCUCGGCUAUUGCGCACUCAAUGAGGUCGUCGUCGAAGCAGAAAGGGCUAGAGUUGGAGAAAAGUGAUAGGAGGGUGAGAAAAAGUUGGAGAGGUAAAGUGGAGGAGAUUGUAGAUACUCACAUGAAGAAGAUUAUAGAGACACAAGAUGCAUGGAUGGAGAGAAUGUUGAGUGUUGUUGAACAAAGAGAACAAGAGAUGGCAUCAAAGGAAGAAGAAAGGAAGAGAAAAGAGUCAAUGAGGUUUGAUGAAGAGAUACAUAAACUUUGGGCUAAAGAAAAAGCUUGGGUUGAAGCAAGAGAUGCUGCAUUGUUAGAAGUUGUAAGAAAACAUAUUGGGAUAGAAGGAACAAAUAAUAAGAAUGAAAAUGGUAAAAACUAUGAAUACCCUUUUGAAAGUUUGGAGAAUCAUAGAUGGACAGAAAUGGAGAUUUCAAGUUUGAUACAACUAAGGACUAGUUAUGAACAUCAAGUAAGAGAAAAAGGGUAUUUGGAGGAUGGUGUUUGGGAUGAGAUAGGUGAAAAAAUGGUGUAUAUGGGAUUCAACAGAAAUGGAGCAGAAUGCAAGAAAAUAUGGGAUGAGAUUAGUGUAUCUCUUAGAAGGACAGUGGACUGUGGAGUCAAAAUCACAAGACCUUGGUGUUUGGGACUUAAGGUGACAGAUGAUGACGACAUUUGA